Molecule: messenger RNA, 1719 nt
Organism: Lactuca sativa (garden lettuce)
Lineage: Eukaryota; Viridiplantae; Streptophyta; Magnoliopsida; Asterales; Asteraceae
Product: FLUCTUATING-LIGHT-ACCLIMATION protein 1, chloroplastic
Cellular component (GO): chloroplast
Source: RefSeq, a predicted model, not a curated record
UCCUUGGGCCCUCCCGAAUUUUCGUUUAAUUAAGGUCAUCCCUACACCGCCUACCACCAAAUUCCCCAGAAUCGCAUCCUACAUUCCUACUCAUUUGCAGCGUCAGUCAUCCCCUCAUGGCGAACACACCAUUCCUGCUAGAAUCCACUUUCAAUCUCAACCCUUUGCUCCAACAGACCUUCCAUUUCCCCCCACUUCGCUCUCCCCUAAUCAAAUUCUCAUCUGGCGACAAUAAUGCUUUCAAAUCAAACUACACUCCUUACAAGAUGAUCAGACAUUACCCCAAAAUAAGAACUAAACGCUUCUUUAUUAUCCCCAAGCCCAAAGGGGAAAACGGCAUUGGUGGAAACAGUAUUCGGGAGGUUAACGACUUGAAAGCGAGUGGUGUAAAUGAAGUGAUUUGGAGAUCAAUAAAAAAUGUCGUGAAGGCCUUACAAAAACCGGUCACAACUGGAGUUUUGUUGGGUUUGUUGUUGCUUUACGAUCAUCACCAUGGCUGCGUUGCGUUGGCUGCUUCCGGUGGAGUUGGGCCAGCGUUUGGAGUUAGGGCAGCGGUUGGACAUGACUUAGGUUUUUGCGCGAUCAUGAUGAUAUUUGCGGUGCUGGCUUACCGAAUUCUGACUAUUAACAAUAAAAUAAGUGUUCUUAAGCUUCAGGUUGGAUUGUCGGAUACGGGUAAAGCACUGCAAACGGAUCUCAAUCGGAUUGCACAGAUAAAGGAUCACAAUCUGGUUUUUCAGAUAUAUAAUACAUACGAUCGUGAGGAUUUGAGCUACAUAUUACAAGAGACAACACUAGCUCUACUUCAGCAUCCUGAAUAUUGCAUCUCUGGUUAUUCCUCUGCAUCAACUUCACCUGUGCAUAAUGGGAGGAGUGUAGAGGAAGUUGAGAACCUAUUUGAUCAACUUUCCAUUGAAGAAGGGGUAAAUUUCAUGUGGAUACCCUAGUCAAUGUCAACAACAUCAAAAUGCGACGUACAAAAACUCAAAGAGAUAAAGACUUCCAUAAAGAGUAUAUUGUGAUUACAAUCAUUGUGGCUGCUAAAGGCGGACAUAAACUGCCUCCCAUAAAUAGCAGUGCAGAAUUAAAGGAAGCAUUGCAAAAACUGGCGACUAUCCCUUUGAAUAGUGUUGAGGCAGUGGCCGUGUUUUUGACCCCACAAAAUGAAAACGAUACUUUUAUGGAACAAAAGUUUCUUGAAAAUUAUCCGCUUUUGCACCCUCUUUAGGAUGUCACCCUAAGGUUGAAACAUGUGGGAUUCGAAGCACCUCUACAUUUUGGACUGUUAAUAUUUGGAUAUGUUUGUUUUGAAAUCAUAGUUAGACAUACAUUUUAUUGAAGCUAAGGAGAGUUAAGUAAUUUAUAUUUAUUCUCAAUUGGCCCCCCUAUUUCUAACUGCUGAUCCACUGACCUACGAAUCUACUACUUUGUUAGGUGCUAGUAUUUAGUUGGUGCUACUUUGUUGGGUGCUAGUAUUUAGUUGGUGCAAACUGCUGAUCCAGACUUGAGAUCUACUGAUAUGAUGGUUUGCGGGGUUUGGUGACUUUUUAAUUUUUUUUUUUGAAAGCAGUCUUGACUUCGACAUUGACAACUUCCAAAAAGUUGUAUUUUAUCAACCUUAUCCACUUUGUGAGAAUAAAUAGAAGACAUACUCCAUAUUUUGGCUCUCUUUGAACACACCAUAUACUCUAUAAACACUACUAGAAACUUGAGUUUCAG